UCUAAGUUACCGCCGGCAUCUUGACGCAGCUUUAAAAGAAUCGUUAUCGACGCGUUAAUAUCACUAACUAAUAUUAUUGUAUUUAUGGUUUUAUGUUUCCAAAUGGAUUGCUAUAAGUUAUUCGCUUCGCCAAGAAAGGUUAUGAAAUACGAAGACUUUAUACGACGCAUUCGAAAAAGCCUAUAUUAUGGCUAUGAAACACCAGACACAGACAUGUCGGUCUCCUUACCUUUCGCGGAGUACGCGGCAGAUUUGUUUUCGGAGACUCACCGCGGCCAUUCCUUACAUCGUCUAAGUUGCGCAUCUGCUGCACAAGUGCAUGCCACGCCUUGCUCCUUAAUUAUGGCGUUGAUAUACCUAGAUCGUUUAAACGUCGUCGACUCGGGCUAUAGCUGCAGAAUCACACCACAGGAACUGUUUGUUGUGUCACUAAUGAUUUCCACAAAAUUCUAUGCGGGCCAUGACGAACGGUUCUAUCUGGAAGACUGGGCCAGUGAAGCUAGUAUGACGGAAGAUAGGCUUAAGACAGUCGAGCUCGAGUUUCUUUCCGCUAUGGGUUGGAAUAUAUACAUAUCCAAUGAGCUCUUCUUCGAUAAGUUAAAAAAUGUUGAACGUACUUUGGCUGAGCAGCAGGGACUGCGGAGAGGGUGGCUCACUUACAGUGAGCUGGUGCAUUUGCUGCCUAGCAUUGGAUGGAUGAAAUUCCUUGUAAACAGCCUAUCAGUGCUAACGCUAAGCUAUGCAGCAAGUAUAAUAACUGUAGCCGGAGCUUUUUUUAUAGCAAGCCAUGUUCCUGGCACGUUAUGGCAUCGGGAAAUGGAAACCACUUCCUCAAAGCUUACCAAAAUGACUAUAAGCAGUCAAGAAUCCGUUCCAAAUGCAAUAGAGACCACUCCAUUUAUGAAUAUCGAAGUAUAUUCAGUUUUACGUGAAACAAGUGAAGUGAAAGUUGAAUUGAUGAAUUUUGAGGAGCCAAGCUGCGCCAAGGCAAGACUGAAUAAAAUUAAAUAUAAGUACCCGCGCUAUCAAUCUGUACCUACGCUAUCAUUCAUAAGCACCUCUCCAAAACUUGAUUUAUUGCAUGCCCAAGAUGGCGCAAGGAACUGGCAUAAUAUUAAAACGCCUUACAACGACUACAAAAACAAUCGAAACCUUUCAAUAACAGUUCGAGUCCUCCAACUGGAAAAGCACAAUGCUGAAAAUGUUUCCGUUAUUUGGCAAAUAAACACCGAAGCAAUGCAGUAAUUGGCUUUGCGGCAAAAGUCAAUCGGGUGCUCGCAACUGAACUAAAAUAAUUAACAAAGCAUGGGCUUGCAAUACGAAACUGCUUUCAUAUCUUCACAGAAGAAUUAGGACCCUUAAAUGUUAAAUUAUAGCACCAAAAUAUAAAAAGAAUUUUUGUAUUUUCGGUCUUAAAAACAUUAAUAAAAAAAUUUUUAUAUGUGCCUA
Molecule: messenger RNA, 1449 nt
Organism: Drosophila teissieri
Lineage: Eukaryota; Metazoa; Arthropoda; Insecta; Diptera; Drosophilidae
Product: protein CNPPD1
Exons: 4
Coding region: 85-1245 (386 amino acids)
Biological process (GO): regulation of cyclin-dependent protein serine/threonine kinase activity
Cellular component (GO): cyclin-dependent protein kinase holoenzyme complex; nucleus
Molecular function (GO): protein kinase binding; cyclin-dependent protein serine/threonine kinase regulator activity
Source: RefSeq, a predicted model, not a curated record